Molecule: messenger RNA, 2888 nt
Organism: Podospora bellae-mahoneyi
Lineage: Eukaryota; Fungi; Ascomycota; Sordariomycetes; Sordariales; Podosporaceae
Gene: HCH
Product: Glycine-rich signal peptide
Exons: 5
Coding region: 458-2656 (732 amino acids)
Source: RefSeq, a predicted model, not a curated record
UGUGUGGUAGGAACAAGCAGCUGAAGGGUGUUUUCUGACCGUGAUUGUUUUGCAAGACAGAUGGAAAUAUGGGAUUCCUGGGUAUGAUGAGUAUGGCAAGAUGGGUUUAAUUUAAGUAGUGUACCAAAUAAAGAGCCAACGGUCUGCAACGGCGUUAGCCUAUCUGACGGUUCUUCUGUGCGGCGGUUGGCGACAAGGUGAGGAUGUGACCAACGCCGUUUGGUUUGUUCGUUCGCUCUCGCUCUGAAUCCUCGAAUCUGACGUAAAGAAUCCAUGGCGGAGCUCUUUACUUGCUGCUUGGCAAUUUUCCUACCAAGUUCAGCUCAGUCUCCUAACCCCAAGAGGCCGCCAGGUGUGCUAUACCAACCAUCUCUUCCUCUGAUACUCUGAGGGUAAUAUAUACCGAGUGUUUGAAGGCUCCAACCAGAAUCUGGAUACUAUCUCGAUUUGGUGAACAAUGGCGGGACUCAGGAUAGGCUGGGGCAGCGCUCUGCUGGUCCUUGCUGUCAUUCUUAUCGUUCUUCCCGGUCAGGCCGCCGCGUUUGGUGCUGGGAACAUUCCCUCUAUUGCCCAAGUUGAGGGGCAUAACUGGAGACAUGGAGAUAUCGAGGACACACUCAAGGACAUCGCUUUCUUGUAUGGCAAAAAAUGGACCACCAUGAUGGUUGGCCGUGUCUACUUUGGCAACUGGCUGAGAGACUAUUCGCAAGCUGUUGAUGUUGGCAGUUUGAAGGGCGUCAAUGCCGCUACCAUCAGAAUUAUUGUUUGGGUCCUCUCCUUCAUGGCCAACGGCUAUGCCACCGAGGAAUUCGAGGUCACCGAAGAGCGCCUGGGAUGCUAUCGUCCUGAGGAGCAUAUUGACAACCCCAAGGACUACGCCGACAACCAGGAUGCUCGCAAAUAUGACACCAGACUCCGAGGGCCUGUUGAUCCCCGCGAGCUCGAAAUCGAUCCCCGUACUGGCAUGAAGAACUACAUCGCCAACGAGAGCGGCGGAUGGGCCACCAGCGCUGGUUAUCUGAGAUGGAGCUUUGCCCGCGCCAUCCACUUUGGCCGUCUCUACACAAGUGGUACCACCCACAAGGGAAGGGAGUCUGAUCUCUGCGAGGCCCUCAGAUGUCUGGGCCAGGCUCUCCACUGCAUGGAAGACUUCAGCGCUCACAGCAACUACUGUGAGCUUGCCCUCAUCGAGCUCGGUUAUCACAAUGUGUUUGCCCAUUGCGGUUCUUCUACCCAGAUCAACCUUAACGGCAAAAGAGUCUACCCUUUGGUAACCGGCACUUUUGGAGCCGUGGACUUUUUGCACUCUGUGCUUGGCGAGGCCACCGACCACUUCACCCAAUCCGAAGUCGACGAGAUCGACAUCGCCCUCAAAGCCGCCGAGCAAAACAGCGACAGCCCCUCCGGCCAGCGCGGCUUCUUGGGCUCCAGCUCCUCCGGUCCCGACUUCAUCUCCCUCGUCAGCCAGCUCCCCAGCGUGGGUGAUGGCUUCGCCUCCCAGGCCAGAAGCCUCAGGGCCGCCUCGGCCGCCCAAGAGCAGCAAAACAUGCAGCAGCUCACCCGCGACAACGUCAACCAAGUCCCCGGCAUGAGCCCCAACUUUGACCCCGUUAAGGUCUCGGGACAGAUCUACCCCAUCCUCGAGUUCCGCGACAAGAUCGUCCGCUCCAUCAACAAUAUGAUCUCCAAGAUCCCCGGGCUGGAGUCUCUUUUGGAGAAAAUCAGCGAGACGCUGACGGCGUUCAUCCUGGGGCUCCUCGCUCCGUUCAUCAGACCCAUCAUCCAGCAGGUCUCCAAGGUCUUGAAGGACGGGUCGACCGGUCUUAUCGAGUCGAGCGCCAACGCCCAGCUAGAGCCGUGGAAUAACCCCCGCUGCAACGACCCCACCCACUCGAUGCUGUCAAAAGACCACUUUACCAACGUGCUCAACUCGUGCGCUGGGCGUGUUUCCGUCACAAUAGUUCAAUAUGUCGUUCCCCGGAUCCUCUACGCCUUUGAAAACCCCGGCGUCCCCGUCGACGAAGUUUUGAACGACAUCCUCCGCGCCUUCCACCACCCAGCCGCCCGCGACGAACGGGUUGAGAUUCAUCGCAACAUGUUUGAGACUGUGCGCAAGUGGACGCAGGAGACGAAGCACAGGCACGAGCUCAACUCCCUUUUGUCUUCUGAAUCGGUCAAGAAUCACCAUAACCACAUCCUCGCGAGCAAUUCCAGCAGUGGUUCCCGUAGUGUCUCAGCCCCUAGCCACGGAGGUAACGGUUGUGAUCAUGGUCACGGCCGUCCGGCGGGGUCGUUGUGGGAGCAGGUUAAGAAGCAGCAGGCUGAUGCACGGUAUUCGCCUCGGCCGGGGUCAUCUGGUGGUGGGUAUGGGCAGAGGCCGGGGUCGAGUGGGUAUGGGAGUGGUGGUGGGGGGUCUUAUGGCAGGCCUAGUCCUCAGCCGGGGUAUAGCGGUGGUGGUGGGCAGGGGGCAUAUCCGCCUCAGCAACAGCCGCAGUAUGGUGGUGGUGGUUAUGGUGGUUACCAGCAGCCGCCGCCGCCGCAUCAUCAUGGGCAGUAUGGAGGUGGUUAUCCUGGACAGCAUCCGCCGCCGCCGCCUCAAGGAGGGGGGUAUCCGGGGCAGCAGCCGCCUCAGUGGGGGGGUUAUCAACGGUAUUAAAGGGGUUGAUGAUUGAUGAUGAUAUGGCUGUGUUAACGGUGGAAAUGGGGGGGCAAAGAUACCAGGGGAGGCAAAUGUUUCAAUGAUGUUAGCAAAUAAUGAUGGAGAAUAGUUGCAUCAAUCCAUCUGUUUUUUUGUGUUUCUUGUAAGAGGGGAGUUUCCUGUAUGUGUUUUAAAGUAGAAUGAAAUGAACUGCCAUGUCAUGAACAACGCCCUCUGUUUUAGUUCUUUC